UAACAUCUCACUACAGAGAAGCAGCUCCUCUGACGGAACAACCUGCUAUCUAUGUUAGCGGAGCAGACUGCGAGACAAGUUCACGCGCGGCAUACCGCUUAGCAAGGACUCCGUUUCAGCGAUGAGCCUGGUGUGUUCCGCGCUUUUAUCUUGAGGUGAUUUGUACGUCCGGGUCAUCGGUAUGGACUAUAGGAGUGGCCCCGGGCAAGGGAGAAUAGGUCAGAGCAGCCAGCCCGCCAUCAAGCGGGUCCACGCAGGCGGGCGGCCGUCGCAGGAGGGGCGAGCGAGCUCGCUGCGGAAGCUAGCGCGGCGAGAAGUGAGCGCGAGAGGGAACUGGGCGUUCAAGCGCGCCAGCUCGGAGGAGAAGUUCCGGAACUUCAGCCUGCAGGGCGAGUACGACACGUUCGACGCGAAAGCCGUGCACUUGGAGCGGCUGGCGUUUCUGAAGCGGCGAUCGCGAAUCGUGGAGAUCGUGGCGGCCAAGGACCUGCUCUUCACGCUCGCGCACUCCGGAGCAUGCGCCGCCAUCUGCCUAGCAGAGUCGCGGCGGCGGCUGUGCUACAUGAACGUGGGGUCGGAGGAGGUGAUUCGGAGCCUCUUCUUCAACAAGAACAACGACUCGCUCAUCACCGUCUCCGUCUACGCGCACGACAACUUCAGCUCGCUCAAAUGCAGAAGCACCCCGCUCGAGUACAUCCGGCGGGGCCAGCCCAGCGAGGGCUUCGCGCUGUUUGAGUCGGAGUCGCUGCGGUGGCCGGGCUUUGUGGAGUUUGACGACGUCAACGGCAAGGUCCUCACCUACUCCGCUGAAAAUGGGAUGUACAAGGUGUUUGACCUCCGCAACUACACACUUCUCUACAGUGUGCCUGACAAGAACAUACAGGAAAUCAAGAUCAGCCCGGGCAUCAUGCUGCUCAUCUACAAUCGUGCUGACGGCCACGUGCCGCUUAAGAUCCUGUCGAUUGAGGACGGGGCGGUGCUGGCGUCGUUUGUGCAGCUGCUGCAGCGCGGGAAGAAGGUGGACUUCAUCGAGCAGUUCAACGAGAAGCUGCUUGUCAAGCAGGAGAACGAAAACCUCCACAUCCUCGAUGUGCGCACGCGGGUGGAGGCGCAGGUGAGUCGCACGGAGUUCAUGACGCCGUCCGCGUUCAUCUUCCUCUACGAGAACCAGCUCUUCCUCACCUUCCGCAACCGCGCCGUGGCCGUGUGGAACUUCCGCGGGGAGAUGGUGACGGCGUUUGAGGACCACGUGUUGUGGUACCCUGACUGCAACACCAACAACAUCUACAUCACCUCCGACCAGGACCUCAUCAUCUCCUACUGCAAGCAGGAAGAGCUCUCGCAUGCGCCGCAUGUUGGCACCAUCAACAUCAGUAACAUCCUCACAGGCAAACUCCUGGCUAAAAUAUCUUCUGUUCCAGAGUUAGCUCAAGCCAAGUCCAAGUCUGUCCUAUCGACAGUACGGGAGGCUCUGGAAGAUGUUACAGCACUGUUUUAUGAUGAAGAUAGGAAUGAGAUAUACACUGGAAAUCGAAAUGGCUUUGUACAUGUUUGGACAAACUGAGCACGUCAAAAGCUUGCUUGCAUAUAGUACAGCCCCAUAUGUAUGAUCAAUUUGGUUGCAA
Closterium sp. NIES-67 is the source of this 1625-nucleotide messenger RNA. Lineage: Eukaryota; Viridiplantae; Streptophyta; Zygnematophyceae; Desmidiales; Closteriaceae. The record is from the annotation of a GenBank genome assembly.